Molecule: messenger RNA, 672 nt
Organism: Suillus plorans
Lineage: Eukaryota; Fungi; Basidiomycota; Agaricomycetes; Boletales; Suillaceae
Exons: 3
Source: RefSeq, a predicted model, not a curated record
GCUAUGUCCGACCGCAAUGAAAGGUACUGCCGAGACUUUCGUGAAGGCAGGCAAGCAUGCACAUGUGAAUACUUCACCCCACCUUCUAAUCCUGAUGCUCCUUACUACUGUCAAGAAUGUCAGCAUGGCUUUAGCAAGCAUCCCAUGGCUCUGGAUUCUACAAGAGACGUACCUCAAAAGCAAGACAGCACAGCACCAUCUGGAAAAAAGAGGCUCGUCAGCAUAUUCAAAGAAAAAAUUAGUUCAGGGUCUGCAGCAAGACCCUUGCGAACUGCUACCUCAUCCAAAAGCAUGCUCAAUCAAAAAACAGGUGUUGCAUCGUGGCUUCUUUUGGUGAAUAAUCUUGAUCGCCGUCAAUGCGCACAUAUUGAGACAGCUAAUAGGUUUUACUUCAGUCAAACGUGGACUCAUGACGAAGUCCAUCAUUACCUGCAAAACGAGGUGUUUCUAUUAGCAUUUGAGUACGUCAAUUCAACAGAAAAGGGGAAAGGAAUUGGCAUACCUUCUUGCCCAUGGGUUUUAAUAAGCAAGGAGAGGCUCCGACAUGAGGUUGUAAACAUUGACAACCCCACCGGCAGUGAUCUUGCACAAUUCCAAGGCAGACCCAAGUGCCCUGUAAAAGAUGCCAAUGUCAUCAUAGGUAAGGAGCCUCUGUCUCGUAUAAUCUAUUGA